Molecule: messenger RNA, 2088 nt
Organism: Bombina bombina (fire-bellied toad)
Lineage: Eukaryota; Metazoa; Chordata; Amphibia; Anura; Bombinatoridae
Gene: BLNK
Product: B cell linker
Exons: 24
Coding region: 33-1865 (610 amino acids)
Biological process (GO): cell surface receptor protein tyrosine kinase signaling pathway; intracellular signal transduction
Cellular component (GO): cytoplasm
Molecular function (GO): protein binding
Source: RefSeq, a predicted model, not a curated record
UGCAGCGUAGCAUACACAUUAGCAAGACGUUUAUGAAAAAACAGCAAAUACUUCAAGAAUACAACAUGGCUUUUAAACUCCCACUCCGGGAAGAUUUUGAAAACUGGACAACUACACAGGUGGCAGAUCUUUUAAAACAGUUUGGAAUGCAAGAAUGCAUAGCUGCACUGGAAAAAAUGGAAUUAAAUGGAAGAGAAUUUGUGAAUAUGACUGAGCGUGAAAUCAGUAACUUCAGCAUAAUGUAUCAACCGCAACUACAAAAGAUGGUUCAUGACAUAAAGAAAAAUGAUGGUGGCUUAAUGCAGAAGAUAAAAAAGUUCCAAAACGAUCAAGUCGCUCUAUUUUGCAAAACUGGGAAAGAUACUUGGGAUCGAAUAACAAAUAAAGCACCACCAAGUGUUCCACAACGAGAUUAUGCUUCAGGCAAUAUGGAGGAUGAAGAUGAGCAGUGGACGGAUGAAUUUGACAGUGAUUAUGAACACCCAGAAGGAAACUCUGAUUCAGAGACCUAUGUAGUCCCUUCAGAAGAUAUGACAGAUUGCAACUAUGAACCACCUCCAUCUGCCCCAGAAAAACUUCCUUCACCAUUCAUUUUUUCUGCAGCGGAUAGUGAUUAUGCAGAUAAUAAACAAGGAAACAGGCAGCUACCUAAUUUGCCAAGUAAACCAAUGAACAAACAGAAUACGCCACUUCCGAGGUCAAGCCAACCUUUGCCCAUGCCUACUCAACCAUUACCAAAGCCUGCCCACAGAUUUAACCAACCUUUGCCCAAGCCAUGCCAACCAUCACCAAAGCCUGCAUUUAACAAGCCUUUGUCAAAACCACAAGUAGCUCCAAGGCCUCCAGUGAACAAGAAACCCACAGCCGCAUUGAAGCAACAGUGUGAUGAUGAGGAUGAAUAUAUCGUACCAGAAGAUGAUAAUUAUAUCGACCCUACACAGGAUCCACCACAACCUGCUGCACCUCCUUUAGUGAAUCGAGCUAUUAAGCCUGGUCAAGCAAAGACAGCAAAUACAUCAAGUCGUCCUAGUAUUCCUAAAAAUGAUUCAGCGGUCUAUGAAGUUCCUGAAAGUGGGAAAGUACCGUCUCCACCAUUAAAAAGAGAAUCUUUACCUCUUCCAAGAAGAAACUCUCCACCUAAAAUAGAACAAACUUCUGAUGAAGAGUAUGAAACAUGUGAUGAACAUAUAGAUGCAAAUAGAAAUGAAAUACAAAAGAAAACUCCUUUACCAUUACCGAGGAAUGGAAAGCCCAAAAUCCCUUUGCCAAUAAAGCCAAACUUACCACCAAGGGAAACGAGCAACCAUAUUGAAAAACCCACUGUUGUUGAGCGUCCCAGAAUACCAAGUGUUGGAACAGAAUUGCCACCAGUUCCAUCAAUAGGUCAAAAACUUCCGUUUCCUGUUUCAAAGCCUGCAGUACAAAAACCUCCAGAUCUACCAAACCGACACAUGGGCAUCCCUAGUCGUAACAGUAUUCCAAGCACUUCUAGUACCAUAGAUCAGGAGGCAGGUGUUCUACAUAAAAUCUGGUAUGCUGAAUCCUGUGAUCGAAAAACAGCAGAAGAUGCUUUGUAUACAGCUAACAAGGACGGUUCCUUUCUUGUAAGGAAAAGCUCCGGACACGACACAAAACAACCAUACACCCUUGUGGUAUUUUACAAUAGAAAAGUAUAUAAUAUACCUAUACGGUUUAUUGAGUCUACUCGACAGUACGCACUUGGAAGAGAAAAAUGUGGUGAAGAGAAAUUCGGCAGUGUUGCAGAGAUGAUAGAAAAUCACCAGCGAAAUUCUCUUGUGCUAAUUGACAGCCAGAACAACACAAAAGAUUCUACAAAGUUAAAACAAGCUGUGAAAGUCUUUUAAGCUAUAGACUUUCAGCAAAUGUCUUUUGAUUAUUUCAUAUAGGACAUACUGCAGAAGAAACAGUGUUUUAAAAACUGGCAUAAACUAUUUAGCACUAGAGAUAUAUGUAUAUGUUUUUCUGUUUUGUGGAAAAGUUAUAUAUAAAUAAAUAUUUUCUGUAUAUAUUAUUUUUUUAAAAAACAUACUGAUUUUUCUCUUCAAAAUAAACUACUUACAGCAAGUA